This is a messenger RNA of Anopheles cruzii, 14314 nucleotides long. RefSeq names its product dynein heavy chain, cytoplasmic (gene Dhc64C). The coding region runs from base 1 to 14076 and encodes 4691 amino acids. The transcript has 10 exons. Gene Ontology annotation, molecular function: ATP hydrolysis activity; dynein light intermediate chain binding; minus-end-directed microtubule motor activity. Gene Ontology annotation, cellular component: dynein complex. NCBI's taxonomy places the organism in Eukaryota, Metazoa, Arthropoda, Insecta, Diptera, Culicidae. The record is from RefSeq and is a predicted model, not a curated record. Gene Ontology annotation, biological process: microtubule-based movement.
AUGGGUGACUCACUGGAGGCGACCAUCCCGAGCAUGGGGAGCGAGCCGCCACCAUCCGUGGAGGCGGAGACGGUCGCCAUUAUCGAUUUCGAUAAUUUUUCCAACUAUCUUCGGAAGGCGAUUACGGUCCUGCUGCCAGAGGAUGAUAUGAAGUCGUUCGGUCCCUUGAAUGGUGCCCUCGAGGACAGCAUGAAUCAGGACUGCAUUCGGAAGUUCAUCUCCGACCCGCAAACGCAGGCUCUAUACAUUCAGCGGAACUGCUUCAAAGACGAUGAAAAUGAACCACCAACCGAGGGCGAAGAGGAAAAGGAUUCCAUCACGUACUACUUUGGGAACGAUGUCCAUUUCACCAACCAACGGAUGGCGUCGCUGGUGUGCGUCAAGCGGGGCUCGUUGAUCGAGGCGGACAAAUCGAUCCACUCGCAGGUCCGACUGAUCAACUUUUCCGAGGGAUCACCCUACGAAACCCUACACUCGUUCAUCAGCAAAACCCUUGCGCCGUACUUCAAGAGUUACGUGAAGGAAUCGGGUCGUGCCGAUCGCGACGGUGACAAGAUGGCCCCGUCGGUUGAAAAGAAGUUGGCCGAGCUGGAGAUGGGACUGUUGCAUCUGCAGCAAAACAUCGACAUCCCGGAGGUCACGCUCAACAUCAACGGCACCGUGGCUCAGAUGGUGAAGAAGUGUGCCGACGAGCAGCGUAAGGCGAAGAUAACCGACUUCGGUGACAAGGUGCAGGAUUCCACCUUCCUGAACACGCUGCAGAAUGGGGUCAAUCGGUGGAUUAAGGAAAUUCAGAAAGUAACCAAACUCGACCGUGACCCCUCGUCGGGAACGGCACUGCAGGAGAUAUCGUUCUGGUUGAACCUCGAGCGGGCGCUGCAUCGCAUUCAGGAGAAGCGCGAAUCGCCCGAGGUUGCCCUCACGCUGAACAUCCUCAAGCAUGGUAAGCGCUUCCACGCGACCGUUUCGUUCGACACGGACACCGGUCUCAAACAGACGCUAGCGAUGGUGGCCGAUUACAACCCGCUGAUGAAGGACUUUCCGAUCAACGAUCUGCUGUCGGCGACGGAGCUAGAUAAGAUCCGCCAGGCGGUCCAUUCGAUCUUCAACCAUCUGCGCAAGAUCCGAAACACCAAGUACCCGAUCCAGCGCUGCUUGAGACUGAUCGAAGCGAUCUCGCGCGAUCUUAGCCAACAGCUGCUGAAGGUGCUAGGAACGCGACGCCUGAUGCAUAUUCCGUUCGAUGAGUUCGAGCGCGUCAUGAAUCAGUGUUUCGAGGUGUUUAGCUGCUGGGACGACGAGUACGAUAAGCUGCUGGGCACGCUGCGCGAAAUCGUCAAGCGGAAGCGUGACGAACACAUUAAAAUGGUGUGGCGUAUUUCACCGGCGCACAAGAUCCUACAGCAGCGCAUGGAGCACAUGCGUAAGUUCCGCCGUCAGCACGAACAGCUGCGCACGGUGAUCGUACGCGUGCUGCGCCCGGCCCGGCAACCAUCCGUGUUGCCGACCGUGCCCGUCGGUGAUGGUGGUGCCGAUGGAAAGCAACCGUACAGUCUGGAUACGGCCGAUGCCAACGCGAUAGAGGAGGUCAACCUCGCGUACGAGAACGUGAAGGAGAUCGAGUGCUUGGACAUCUCGAAGGAGGGCUCCGAGGCGUGGGACGCCGCGAUCAAGCGCUACGAGGAGCGCAUCGAUCGGGUUGAGGCGCGCAUCACGGCCCAUUUGCGCGAUCAGCUCGGAACGGCGAAGAAUGCAAACGAAAUGUUUCGUAUCUUUUCGCGCUUCAAUGCGCUCUUCGUGCGACCCCACAUCCGUGGGGCGAUCCGCGAGUACCAAACGCAGCUCAUCCAGCGCGUAAAGGACGACAUUGAAUCGUUGCACGAAAAGUUUAAGGUGCAAUAUCCUCAAAGCAAGAGCUGCCGAUUGUCAGUCGUACGUGAUCUUCCUCCCGUCGCUGGAUCGAUCAUAUGGGCACGGCAGAUCGAUAACCAGUUGACCAUGUACCUCAAGCGCGUUGAGGACGUUCUGGGUCGCGGCUGGGAAUCGCACAUUGAUGGGCAAAAACUGAAAGCGGACGGUGACAGCUUCCGGGCGAAGCUGUCCACGGCCGAAGUGUUUCAAGACUGGGCGCGCAAGGUGCAGGAACGUAAUACCGGUAUUACCGGGCGUAUCUUCUCGAUCGAAGCUACUCGAUCGCGCACCGGCCGUGGCAAUACGCUCCGUUUGCGGGUGAACUUCCUGCCGGAAAUAAUCACCCUCUACAAGGAGGUGCGCAAUCUAAAGAGUCUCGGUUUCCGGGUGCCGCUCGCGAUCGUCAACAAGGCCCACCAAGCGAACCAGCUUUAUCCGUUUGCGAUUUCGUUGAUCGAAAGCAUUCGCACGUACGAGCGAACGCUGGAAAAGCUAAACAAUAGGACAUUAGCACAAAAUUCAGUAUUUAAGAUUGAGGACCGAGCCAGUAUCAUACCGCUGGUGGCUGGACUGCGCAAGGAAGUGCUGCAGCUAAUCUCCGAGGGUAUUGCGCUGGUCUGGGAAAGCUACAAGCUGGACCCGUACGUGCAGCGCCUGUCGGAGAAUGUGGUUUCUUUCCAGGAGAAGGUCGAAGAUCUGCUGGUGGUCGAGGAGCAGCUCGAUGUGGACGUGCGUUCGCUCGAAACGUGCCCGUACAGUGCGGCCACGUUCGCUGACAUCCUGUCGAAGAUCCAGCACGCCGUCGACGAUCUGUCGCUGAAACAGUACUCGAACCUACACGUUUGGGUUUCGCGGUUGGAUGAGGAGGUCGAAAAGAAGCUGGCCGCACGACUGCAAGCCGGAGUGCAAGCGUGGACCGAUGCACUGACCGGCAACAAGAAGGAACUCGACCUGUCGAUGGACACCGACGCGCCGACUCAGCCUACCAUUCGGCCCGGUGGUGAUCCGCAGAUUCAGCGGGCAAUUCACGAGAUUCGCAUCACCAACCAGCAGAUGUAUCUGUAUCCAUCGAUCGAGGAAGCCCGCUUCCAGAUCAUGCAGCAACUGUUUGCCUGGGAAGCGAUCGUAACAUCGCAGACGCGUUUGCAAAGUUCGCGCUAUCAGGUCGGGCUCGAUAAGCCGGUUUCGCAAACGUACCGUAAUUUGCUCACGAAACUUCCGACCGGUUCGGAUCCACUCGAGGGCGCGUACGGGGCGAUCGAGAACCAGAUAACGGAGGUGCGCAACUACGUCGACGAGUGGCUGCGCUACCAGAGCCUGUGGGAUCUGCAGGCCGACAUCCUGUACGGUCGGCUCGGUGAAGACAUCAAUCUGUGGAUCAAGUGUUUGAACGAUAUUAAGAAAUCGCGCACCACAUUCGACACAUCAGACACCCGGCGCGCUUACGGUCCGAUCGUGAUCGAUUACGCCAAGGUACAGGCGAAGGUCACGCUCAAGUACGACUCGUGGCACAAGGAGGCGCUCAGCAAGUUUGGCUCACUGCUCGGCAACGAGAUGAGCACGUUCCACACGAAAGUGUCCAAGAGCCGCAGCGAUCUCGAGCAGCAGAGCAUCGAAGCGGCCAGCACGUCGGAUGCGGUGUGUUUCAUCACGUACGUGCAGUCGCUCAAAAAGGAAAUGCUCGUUUGGGACAAGCAGGUUGAAGUGUACCGCGAAGCCCAGCGCAUCCUGGAGCGCCAGCGCUUCCAGUUCCCCAACAACUGGCUGCACGUGGACAACAUCGAAGGUGAGUGGUCCGCGUUCAAUGAGAUCAUGAAGCGCAAGGAUUCCGCCAUCCAGACGCAGGUCGCCAGCUUGCAGGCGAAGAUCGUUGCCGAAGACAAGGCGGUCGAGACGCGCACGGUCGAUUUCUUGAACGAUUGGGAAAAGAACAAACCGACGGGCGGAAGAACGCGUCCCGAUGAUGCCCUUCAGCAGCUGCACAUUUUCGAGACCAAGUUCUCGCGCUUGAAGGAAGAGCGCGAUAACGUUGCGAAAGCAAAGGAAGCGCUCGAACUGCAGGAAUCGGCAAUCCCGAACAACAGCACCGAGCGGAUGAGCGUGGUGCUGGAAGAGCUGCAAGAUUUGCGCGGUGUCUGGAGCGAACUGUCGAAGGUUUGGGCCCAAAUCGACGAGACGCGCGAAAAACCGUGGCUGUCGGUUCAACCGCGCAAGCUGCGUCAAUCUCUCGAGGCAAUGAUGAACCAACUGAAGGAGCUUCCGGCCCGGUUGCGUAUGUACGAGAGUUACGAGUACGUUAAGAAGCUGCUCCAGAGCUACAUCAAGGUGAACAUGAUGAUCGUGGAGCUAAAGUCGGACGCACUGAAGGAGCGCCACUGGAAGCAGUUGACAAAGCAGUUGCGCGUCAGCUGGGUGCUUUCCGAUCUGACACUCGGCCAGGUUUGGGAUGUAAAUCUGCUGAAAAACGAAUCGAUCGUGAAGGACAUCAUCCUUGUGGCGCAGGGUGAGAUGGCACUCGAGGAGUUCCUGAAGCAGGUGCGCGAAAGUUGGCAAAACUACGAACUGGAUCUGAUCAACUAUCAGAACAAGUGCCGCAUCAUCCGCGGCUGGGACGAUCUGUUCAACAAGGUGAAGGAGCACAUUAACUCGGUGGCCGCCAUGAAACUGUCACCGUACUAUAAGGUGUUCGAGGAGGAAGCCCUCACCUGGGAGGAGAAACUGAACCGGAUCAACUCGCUGUUCGACGUUUGGAUCGAUGUCCAGCGCCGUUGGGUGUACCUGGAGGGUAUCUUCUCCGGCAGUGCCGACAUCAAGACGCUGCUGCCAGUCGAAACAUCUCGCUUCCAGAGCAUCAGCUCGGAGUUUCUGGGGCUCAUGAAGAAGGUGGCCAAAUCGCCCAAGGUGAUGGACGUACUGAACAUUCCCGCCGUGCAGCGAUCGCUCGAACGGUUGGCCGAUUUGUUGGGGAAAAUCCAGAAAGCGCUCGGUGAGUAUCUCGAGCGCGAGCGGACCUCGUUCCCGCGGUUCUACUUUGUCGGAGACGAGGAUUUGCUCGAGAUCAUCGGUAACAGCAAGAACGUGGCCCGCCUGCAGAAACACUUCAAAAAGAUGUUUGCUGGCGUGGCCUCGAUUCUGCUGAACGAGGACAACACCGUCAUCCUGGGCAUUGCUUCGCGCGAAGGCGAAGAGGUACGUUUUAUCAAACCCGUCUCGACGGUCGACCAUCCGAAGAUCAACGAGUGGUUGUCGCUGGUCGAGAAGGAGAUGCGCUUUACGCUCGCUUCGUACCUUGCGCAAGCGGUGCAGGAUAUUAAGCAGUUCAAGGACGUGAUCGAUACGCAAAAGUACAUGGAAUGGUGCGACAAGUAUCAGGCCCAGAUCGUGGUACUCGCCGCUCAGAUCCUUUGGUCGGAAGAUGUUGAGAAUGCUCUGCAACAAACGUCCGAAGGGACAGCUGCUAGUGGAAAGGAUGCGAAGAGCACCCCACUGCAGCGAGUGCUGUGCACGGUCGAGAAGACGCUGAACGUGCUAGCGGACUCGGUACUCCAGGAGCAGCCGGCACUGCGACGCAAAAAGCUUGAACAUCUGAUCAACGAGUUCGUCCACAAGCGAACCGUUACGCGCCGCCUGAUCGCACACGGUGUUAACAAUCCGAAGUCGUUCCACUGGCUGUGCGAGAUGCGGUUCUACUUUGACCCACGCCAAACGGAGGUCCUACAGCAGCUCACGAUCCACAUGGCGAACGCACGGUUCUACUACGGAUUCGAGUAUCUCGGAGUGCAGGACCGGUUGGUGCAAACGCCACUAACCGAUCGCUGCUACCUCACGAUGACGCAAGCGCUCGAGGCACGGCUCGGCGGAUCACCGUUCGGGCCGGCCGGUACCGGCAAGACGGAAUCGGUCAAGGCGCUCGGUAAUCAGCUGGGCCGCUUCGUGCUCGUGUUCAACUGUGACGAAACGUUCGACUUCCAGGCGAUGGGCCGCAUCUUUGUCGGUCUGUGUCAGGUCGGUGCUUGGGGCUGCUUCGACGAGUUCAAUCGGCUGGAGGAGCGCAUGCUGUCGGCCGUGUCGCAACAAAUUCAAACAAUCCAGGAAGCGCUCAAAUCGCAGCAAGACUCCACCAACCGCGACGCACAGGCGGGCAUCACAGUCGAACUGGUCGGCAAGCAGGUGCGCGUAUCGACCGAUAUGGCCAUCUUUAUCACGAUGAACCCCGGCUACGCGGGCCGCUCGAAUCUGCCGGACAAUCUGAAGAAACUGUUCCGCUCGCUCGCGAUGACCACACCCGAUCGGCAGCUGAUCGCGGAGGUGAUGCUGUUCAGCCAGGGUUUCCGCACGGCCGAGAAACUGGCCUGCAAGAUCGUGCCCUUCUUUAAACUGUGCGACGAGCAGCUCUCCAACCAAUCACACUACGACUUUGGGCUGCGUGCACUCAAAUCGGUGCUGGUUUCCGCUGGCAACGUGAAGCGCGAUCGCAUCAUGCGUAUCAAGGACAUGAUGAGACAGCGGGGGGACGAAAAAAUCGACGAAGCAUCGAUCGCAGAGAGCCUUCCCGAGCAGGAGAUUCUCAUUCAGUCCGUGUGCGAAACGAUGGUCCCAAAACUGGUGGCGGAGGACAUUCCGCUCCUGUUUUCGCUGUUGAGUGACGUGUUCCCGAACGUUGGGUACACCCGUGCCGAGAUGAAGGGUCUGAAGGACGAAAUCCGUAAGGUGUGCGCCGAAGAGUAUCUGGUUUGCGGUGAAGGCGACGAACAGGGCGGCGCCUGGAUGGAGAAGGGAUUUGGCGAAACAUGGGUUGACAAAGUACUGCAAUUGUAUCAAAUCUCCAACUUGAACCAUGGUCUCAUGAUGGUUGGCCCGUCGGGCUCAGGAAAAUCGACCGCCUGGAAGGUGCUGCUCAAGGCUCUCGAACGCUUCGAGGGAACCGAGGGUGUCGCUCACGUCAUCGACCCGAAGGCCAUCUCGAAGGAAGCGCUCUACGGUGUGCUCGAUCCGAAUACGCGCGAAUGGACCGACGGUCUGUUUACGCACAUUCUGCGCAAAAUCAUCGACAACGUGCGCGGCGAAAUCAACAAACGCCAGUGGAUCAUCUUCGACGGAGACGUCGAUCCGGAGUGGGUCGAGAACCUUAACUCGGUGCUAGAUGACAACAAGCUGCUAACGCUGCCGAAUGGUGAACGAUUGUCGCUGCCACCGAACGUGCGCAUCAUGUUCGAGGUGCAGGACCUUAAGUACGCCACCCUGGCGACCGUUUCUCGGUGCGGUAUGGUUUGGUUCUCGGAAGACGUCCUCUCGACGGAGAUGAUCUUCGAGAACUACAUGUUACGGUUGCGCCACAUCCCCCUGGAGGAUGGGGAAGAGGAAAGUUUCAGCGGCCAGCCAAAGAGUGCCGACAAGGAGGACGAAGUAACGCCGGCGCUGCAGACGCAGCGUGAGAUUGCGGCCCUGAUGCAGCCGUACUUCUCGUCCGACGGGCUGGUGGUUCGCUGUCUCGAGUAUGCCAUGGGCCAGGAACACAUCAUGGACUUUACGCGUCUCCGUGCACUCAGUUCGCUGUUUUCGAUGCUCAAUCAGGGUGCACGCAAUGUGUUGACCUUCAACCAGCAACACCCGGACUUCCCGGUUCCACCGGAGCAGCUGGAACAGUACAUCCCGAAACUGUUGAUCUACUCGAUGCUGUGGUCGUUUGCCGGUGACUCCAAGCUGAAGGUGCGCUCCGAUUUGGGCGAUUUCUUGCGCAGCAUUACGACCGUUACGCUGCCCGUGCAGGGCGCAAAUCCGAUCAUUGACUUCGAGGUCAACAUCGGAGGCGAUUGGGUGCCAUGGUCGAACAAGGUCCCCGUCAUUGAGAUCGAAACCCACAAAGUGGCCGCACCGGACGUCGUCGUGCCAACACUCGAUACCGUGCGCCACGAAUCGCUUCUGUACACGUGGCUUGCCGAACAUAAGCCGCUCGUUCUUUGCGGUCCUCCCGGUUCCGGUAAAACGAUGACACUCUUCUCGGCCCUCCGAGCCCUUCCCGAUAUGGAGGUCGUUGGGUUGAACUUCUCGUCCGCAACGACACCGGAACUGUUGCUCAAAACGUUCGAUCAUUACUGCGAGUACCGCAAAACACCGAACGGUGUGGUGCUGGCACCGGUACAGCUUGGCAAGUGGCUUGUGCUGUUCUGUGAUGAGAUCAAUCUGCCCGACAUGGACUCGUACGGCACGCAGCGGGUGAUUUCUUUCCUCCGCCAGCUGGUCGAGCAUAAGGGCUUCUACCGUGCGGCCGAUCAAUCGUGGGUUACGCUCGAACGCAUACAGUUUGUGGGCGCCUGUAACCCACCGACCGAUCCAGGACGUAAGCCGCUUAGCCAUCGGUUCUUGCGCCACGUUCCCAUCAUCUACGUCGACUAUCCGGGAGAAACUUCGCUCAAGCAGAUCUACGGCACGUUCAGCCGUGCGAUGCUGCGAUUGAUGCCGAACCUGCGGGGCUACGCCGAGCCACUGACGAACGCGAUGGUUGAGUUCUAUCUUGCUUCGCAGGAUCGUUUCACGCAGGACAUGCAACCGCACUACGUGUACUCACCGCGAGAGAUGACGCGCUGGGUGCGUGGUAUUUGCGAAGCGAUCCGCCCACUGGACAACCUGCCCGUGGAGGGACUCGUGCGACUGUGGGCGCACGAAGCACUUCGGUUGUUCCAGGACCGUUUGGUGGAGGAAUCGGAACGGCGGUGGACGAACGAGAACAUUGAUCUGGUGGCGAUGAAGCACUUCCCAAGCGUCGAUCGUGACAGGGCACUCGCGCGACCGAUCCUUUACAGCAACUGGCUAUCGAAGGACUACAUGCCGGUUAAUCGGGACGAGCUGCGUGACUACGUCAAGGCUCGAUUGAAGGUGUUCUACGAGGAAGAGCUGGACGUUCCGCUCGUGCUGUUCGAUGAGGUGCUCGAGCACGUGCUGCGUAUCGAUCGUAUCUUCCGCCAACCACAGGGCCACCUGCUGCUGAUCGGUGUGUCGGGUGCUGGCAAGACAACGCUCUCGCGAUUCGUCGCGUGGAUGAACGGUUUGUCGAUCUUCCAGAUCAAGGUGCACAACAAGUACACGAGCGAAGACUUUGACGAAGAUCUGCGCUGUGUGCUGCGCCGGUCGGGCUGCAAGGACGAGAAGAUCGCCUUCAUACUGGACGAAUCGAACGUGCUGGAUUCUGGCUUCCUCGAGCGCAUGAACACACUGCUGGCAAACGGUGAAGUGCCCGGUCUGUUCGAGGGUGACGAGUACACGACCCUCAUGACGCAGUGCAAGGAAGGAGCGCAACGCGAGGGUCUUAUGCUUGACUCGAGCGACGAGCUGUACAAGUGGUUUACGCAGCAAGUGAUGCGCAAUCUGCAUGUCGUCUUCACGAUGAACCCCUCGACCGAUGGGUUGAAGGAUCGUGCCGCGACGUCACCGGCCCUGUUUAACCGCUGCGUGCUGAACUGGUUCGGCGACUGGUCCGACUCGGCAUUGUUCCAAGUUGGCAAAGAGUUUACCAUUCGUGUCGAUCUCGAGAAACCCACCUGGAGCGCACCCGACUUCUUCCCGGCCGUGUGCCCGUUGGUAUCGAACACCCCAUCACACCGUGAUGCGGUCAUUAAUAGCUGCGUGUACGUCCAUCAGACACUGCACAAAGCGAACGCUCGCCUUGCGAAGCGUGGCAGCCGCACCAUGGCCAUUACUCCGCGCCACUAUCUGGACUUUAUUCACCACUUCGUGAAGCUGUACUCGGAGAAACGGAGCGAUCUCGAAGAGCAGCAACUGCACCUGAACGUGGGCCUCAACAAGAUCGCCGAAACGGUCGAACAGGUCGAAGAGAUGCAGAAAUCGUUGGCCGUAAAGUCGCAGGAGCUGCAAGCGAAGAACGAAGCCGCCAACGCUAAGCUGAAACAGAUGUUCAAGGAUCAGCAGGAGGCGGAAAUCAAGAAGGUGCAAUCGCAAGAAAUUCAACACCAGCUGGCCGAACAGACGGUCAAGAUCGAAGAGAAACGGAAGGACGUUAUGGCCGAUCUGGCCCAAGUGGAACCAGCCGUUAUCGAUGCGCAAGCCGCGGUCAAAUCGAUCAAGAAGCAGCAUCUCGUCGAGGUACGCUCCAUGGCGAAUCCACCGGCCGUGGUUAAGCUGGCACUGGAGUCGAUCUGCCUGCUGUUGGGCGAGAACGCAUCGGACUGGAAAUCCAUUCGGGCCGUUAUUAUGCGGGAAAACUUUAUCAACUUGAUUGUGUCUAGUUUCAGUACCGAAGACAUAACCGAUGAGGUGCGUGAAAAGAUGAAAUCGAAGUAUCUCAGCAACCCGGAUUACAACUUCGAAAAGGUGAACCGCGCCUCGAUGGCCUGUGGUCCGAUGGUGAAAUGGGCCAUCGCACAGGUCGAGUACGCGGACAUGCUGAAGCGCGUGGAACCGCUGCGGGAUGAGCUGGGUUCGCUGGAGCACCAGGCCGACACGAACAUCAAGCACGGCCAGGAGGUGAAGGAACUGAUCGCCCAGCUGGAGCAAAGUAUUGCCGCGUACAAGGAAGAGUACGCGCAGCUGAUCUCGCAAGCGCAAGCCAUUAAGACGGAUCUGGAGAACGUACAAGCGAAGGUGGACCGUUCGAUUGCGCUGCUGAAGAGUUUGGUGAUCGAACGCGAACGUUGGGAGGCCACGAGUGAAACAUUCCGCUCGCAGAUGUCCACCAUCGUCGGCGAUGUGCUGCUUUCGGCCGCCUUCAUUGCGUAUGGUGGCUACUUCGAUCAGCACUAUCGCAGCAACCUUUUCUCGACCUGGUGUCAACACUUGCAGUCGGCGAGCAUACAGUUCCGGCCGGAUAUUGCGCGCACUGAGUAUCUGUCCAAUCCGGACGAACGGUUGCGCUGGCAAGCGAACGCCCUACCGACCGAUGAUCUGUGCACCGAGAAUGCGAUCAUGUUGAAGCGCUUCAAUCGCUACCCGCUCAUCAUCGACCCGUCCGGUCAGGCGACGGAGUUCAUCUUGAACGAGUUCAAGGACAAGAAAAUCACCAAGACCAGCUUCUUGGACGACUCGUUCCGCAAGAAUCUCGAGUCGGCGCUCCGCUUCGGCAACCCGCUCCUGGUGCAGGAUGUUGAGAACUACGAUCCGAUUCUCAAUCCGGUGCUGAAUCGCGAGCUUCGUCGUACGGGUGGUCGUGUGCUGAUUACGCUUGGCGAUCAAGACAUUGAUCUUUCACCCUCAUUCGUGAUCUUCCUAUCGACGCGUGACCCAACGGUCGAGUUCCCGCCCGAUAUCUGCUCUCGGGUGACGUUCGUGAACUUUACCGUCACCCGCAGCUCGCUGCAAUCGCAGUGCCUGAACCAGGUGCUAAAGGCCGAACGGCCCGAUAUCGACGAGAAGCGUUCGGAUCUACUGAAGCUACAGGGUGAGUUCCACCUGCGGCUGCGGCAACUCGAGAAGAGCUUACUGCAAGCGCUGAACGACGCAAAGGGUAAAAUCCUGGACGACGAUUCCGUCAUCACGACGCUCGAGACACUCAAAAAGGAAGCGGCCGAUAUUGGCCAGAAGGUGGAAGAGACGGACAAGGUGAUCGCUGAGAUCGAAACCGUGUCGCAGCAGUACCUGUCGCUGUCGCAAGCCUGCUCCAACAUCUACUUCACGAUGGACAGCCUCAACCAGGUGCACUUCCUGUAUCAAUACUCGCUGAAGAUGUUCCUCGACAUAUUCAGCACCGUACUGCACAACAACCCGAAGCUCGAGGGCAAAACCGACUACACGGGCCGCCUGUUGAUCAUCACGUCCGAUCUCUAUCGCGUGUGCUACGAUCGGGUCGCGCGUGGCAUGCUUCACGCCGAUCGGCUCACGUUUGCCAUUCUGCUCUGCCGCAUACACCUGAAGGGUACAUCGGAAGCAAACCUCGACCAGGAGUUUAACUUCUUCCUGCGCAACAAGGAGGGCCUGGUGGCAUCGGCGGUGCACGUCGACGGCGUCAGUGCUGAGCAGCUUGAAUCGGUGACACGCCUAGCGACCCGGCUACCGAUCUACCGAAAGUUGCUCGACAAGAUUAAGGCAAUGCCGGAACUGACUGCUUGGCUGCAGCAAGGGUCACCCGAGCAGAACGUUCCGAUCCUGUGGGACGAAUCGAAGGCUCUUUCGGCCGUUUCGGCUGCCAUGCACCAGCUGCUGCUGAUUCAGGCAUUCCGACCCGAUCGAGUGAUCGCCGCGGCACACCUCUUCGUGUCGACCGUGCUCGGAGAGGACUUUAUGCCGCAAGCCGAGAAGGAAAUGGACUUUGCUACGUGCGUCGACAAGGAACUGGCCAGUAACACGCCGGCCCUGCUCUGCUCCGUCACCGGGUACGAUGCGUCUUCCCGUGUGGACGAUUUGGCCGCCGAGCUGAACAAACAGAUCUCCAGCAUCGCGAUUGGUUCGGCCGAGGGCUUCAACCAGGCCGAGAGAGUCAUCAACAUGGCCUGCAAAUCGGGCCGCUGGGUGCUGCUGAAGAACGUUCACCUGGCGCCGCAAUGGUUGGUGCAGCUGGAGAAGAAACUGCACUCGCUGCAACCACACUCCGGGUUCCGGCUCUUCCUCACGAUGGAGAUCAAUCCGAAGGUGCCGGUUAACUUGCUGCGUGCUGGACGGAUCUUUGUCUACGAACCACCGCCCGGCAUUCGGGCCAAUCUGUUGCGCACCUUCUCGACGGUCCCGGCCGCACGCAUGAUGAAGCAACCGAGCGAACGUGCCCGGCUCUACUUCCUGCUGUCCUGGUUCCACGCGAUCGUCCAGGAACGUUUGCGCUACGUGCCGCUCGGAUGGGCCAAGAAGUACGAGUUCAACGAGUCGGAUUUGCGGGUCGCCUGCGAUACACUCGACACGUGGAUCGAUGCGACCGCGAUGGGACGCACAAACCUGCCACCCGAGAAGGUGCCAUGGGAUGCGCUGGUAACGCUUCUCUCGCAGAGCAUCUACGGCGGUAAGAUCGAUAACGAUUUCGAUCAGCGGUUGCUGUCGUCCUUCCUCUCUAAGCUCUUCACGGCGCACAGCUUCGAGGCCGAGUUUGCGCUCGUGGCCAACGUGGAUGGGGUGGCCGGAGGACCGAACGGCCAGCGGCACAUUACGAUGCCGGACGGUACGCGUCGUGAUCACUUCCUCAAGUGGAUCGAAGCAUUGGCAGACCGCCAAACGCCCUCGUGGCUUGGGUUACCCAACAAUGCCGAAAAGGUGCUGCUGACCACAAGGGGAACGGAUUUGAUCAGCAAGCUGCUGAAAAUGCAGCAACUCGAGGACGACGACGAGCUGGCGUACAGUAACGACGAAAGUCUCGAUACGAUGCAAACCCGCCAAGAGGAUGGCCGCCCGUCGUGGAUGAAAACGUUGCACAACAGUGCCCUAACGUGGCUCGAGCUGUUGCCGAAGAGUUUGGCCACCCUGAAGCGAACGGUGGAGAACAUCAAAGACCCACUGUAUCGGUACUUUGAGCGCGAAGUUUCGUCCGGUGCCAAACUGUUGCAAACCGUGGUCAGCGAUCUGCAAGACGUGGUGUUGAUCUGUCAGGGCGAAAAGAAGCAAACGAACUACCACCGGACGAUGCUGAGUGAGCUGGUGCGCGGCAUACUGCCGGCCGGUUGGCGUCGGUACACCGUUCCGACCGGCUGCACCGUCAUCCAGUGGAUCACGGACUUUAGCCAGCGGGUUCAGCAGUUGCAGCGGGUUUCUUCGCUUGUCUCGCAAGCCGGUGCCAAGGAGCUGCAAAGUUUCCCCGUCUGGCUCGGUGGACUGUUCAAUCCGGAAGCGUACAUUACCGCCACGCGACAGUGUGUGGCGCAGGCUAACAGUUGGUCGCUGGAGGAGCUCGCCCUGACCGUCACCAUCACCGAGAGUGGUUCCGAUGGUUUCGACAACCUGAAGGACAGUAGCUUCGGCAUCACGGGCCUGAAACUGCAAGGAGCACAGUGCAAAAACAAUCAACUGCUGCUCACGUCGGCCAUCAUGACCGAACUACCGCUGACGCUACUCAAGUGGACACGCAUCGACUCGGAUGCGGCUGCACGGGCCGCCAAACUUACGCUGCCGGUUUACUUAAAUUCAACCCGCGCGGAACUUCUGUUCACGGUCGAUAUGACGGUGGCCCCUGGUCAAGAUCCACACUCUUUCUACGAGCGCGGUGUCGCGGUGCUGGCUUCGACGGCUCUAAACUAAAGAGCGCACCACGGUCAUUAUCACUAGAUGUUAUGGGACUCAUGCUAUUUAUUUACACACAUUGAACGACUACACGUCGCUGGCAACUAAACAUAUUAACCCAUUAAAAAGGCUCUUGUAACACGCGCUUUUUCUAGCUAAAAAAAAGUAACUGCUCGUUCCGAAGGAACGAUUCUCUUUUACUGUUCGCUUUAAAUAUUCAAAUAUUCAAUAAACAUAUAUAUCAUCAGCAAACACA